UAAUCCUAGGUUCACAUCUAUGCGGGUGGUGCUGCUGUGGAUCCACACAAAAAUCCAUGCAGCCGCACAGAAAAUGCAGACCCACGGGGGGGGCCAUUAAUUCUAAUGGCACGCCACCAGCACUGGAAAACGCAACCGUACUGGGAACCAAGGUUCCUGUGUGGGCUGUGUUUUCCAAAGAAGCACAGGGACUUCUUCCCUACGUGUCCCGGGCACGGGAGUCCAUUCAAAUGAAUGGGCUCUCAUGCCCCAGGGGCGGACUGACCAUU
This is a messenger RNA of Staurois parvus, 269 nucleotides long. Lineage: Eukaryota; Metazoa; Chordata; Amphibia; Anura; Ranidae. The record is from the annotation of a GenBank genome assembly.